CACGUCAUGGUUUCCAUAUGACAAGCAUGUGCCUCGCAUGUGCUUUGGUCAGGCCACUUACUAGAGGACGAGUUUCUCCCUUCUUGUAGUUACUAGGAACGCGUGGCCAAGUGCUUCUUACGCUUGACGUCCGUUCUCACAAGAUUGUCAUGCGAAGUGUCGUGUGCGCCGAAUAUGCCUUUGCUUCGAGCUUGUUCUACCGUAAGACCAAGACUGAUGACUUGCUCGACCAUUCUGCCAUCGGGACCAACCACUAUCCCCAGGUGUCCCACAAUGGAUGAUAUGGCAUUCAAACUGUCCUGGCUAUCCAGCUGGAAAAUACAGCACGAGUCGAGCCUGCCCGAUAUCGACUUCAAGAAACUGAUCGGGCAUUGUUCCGUCUACCAGGAAGUCGCGAAGUAUAUGGCUGAGCCGGAUGACAUUCUAUUACCUAAUACGAAUGUUGAAUACGACAUCGAGGAGGGCAGGAUACCCGGCACCGGAGCACCAGACCAUUCGUUUGAAGAUUUUCUGACCGCGCCUUCACAAUCCCGCCCGAAUGAGCAAGAAGACCAGUCGCCAAAAGAUCGCAAUUUGAAAGUCUUCGAGCAACAGGUCCUUGAUGAAGAUUCUGACGAGGAGGGGGAGGAGGACGAUGACGAUGACGAUUUCUUCCUGGACGAUGGAAGCGAUGUCGGCGAUGAUGAUGAUGAUACUUGCAGUUUUUCAAGCAUCGAGGACACAUACCCUGGCACCACAUAUCUGACAUUGCGAAGUGAAACGACGCUGUUGACUUCAACUAUCCUGAGAGUCAAUUAUGCGGCUGUGCUCUCCUUGUGGAAAGGCGAUGGGGCAUCAAGUCCACGAAAGUCUGUCCGCAAAAAGAGCAAAAACUCAUUCAACCUGUGAGGAUUGAGACGAGGAAACCUAUUUGGUUUAUUUUGGUUAUACAAUUCCGAAGAAUUCAGCCGGCAUUUCUUGCCCACGUUACGUGAGAUGGUUCAGAUACUGGAAGAGAUGCAGACCAGUCUAGAGAUGUUACUCCGGAUCCCAGUGCCUCGUAUAAACUUCAUUCACAGGUCG
Exophiala viscosa is the source of this 1062-nucleotide messenger RNA. RefSeq lists its product as uncharacterized. Lineage: Eukaryota; Fungi; Ascomycota; Eurotiomycetes; Chaetothyriales; Herpotrichiellaceae. The transcript is spliced from 6 exons. The record is from RefSeq and is a predicted model, not a curated record. Bases 175 to 888 code for a protein of 237 amino acids.